AGAAAGGGUAACAUUUCACAUUUGUAUGGUUGAUAAUCAAUAUUUUCUAGUAGUGCAGAGCCCGUUGGGCCUAUUUGCUCAUGUUGUGUUUUGUAGUCUACUGUACUUCAAAAUCAUAAGAAGAACUGGGAUAUUUUGGCCCCCGCACUUUCAGCAGCAGUGAUGGCAGAUGGCUACCUGUCUACUACCACCAUAUCUACGGUUGGGGAUGGAACCUACACCCUCGAGGACACCAUGACUACAGCAGGGGACGUGACAACAGGUGACGUGACCGUAAGGGACGCGACCAGGGAUGCCGGAGACCUGCCGGCCAUCUUCAUGUGUGCCAAAUGCCACCUGGUGCUGGGAGACUCUCUGUCCUGGGCCGGAUCCGAUGAACACCAGAACCACAUCUUAUUACGCAGUGUGACCAGUAAUGUAUGUGUGGGUAAGGAUCCUCUAUUUGCCGGAAAAUAUAGGAAAAUGGGCUGUGUGGUGCGUGUGUUGUCGUGUGUGGGCUGUAAGUGUCCGGUGGGGAUCAUGUACCUGUCAACGCCACCAGAGUUAGAUCACAGACGAUCUCUUUACAGCAUGGACGUAGCCAAUAUAGACAGUUAUGUAGUGGGCUCCACUGAACAACAGAGGGCAGCAGUGAGUUCAGAAAAGAUGCCAGUGACCAUGGAGACCAGAGACGGCGUGCAGAAGCAACUCGAUAAGAUGCAAGUGCUGACGGUGGCGUUGGGCCAGAGGCUCGAUGACAUUGAGAAGGAACUGCACAAAAACAAAUCGUCUCAGUGAUGAGUCACCGAGGACUUUAACAACACUCAUACAGGACUGUAAGAACCUCUGUCAGCACUAACUAGGAGCUGCAGAAAAAAUAAUCACCAAAUCCCUGAGCCACCGAUGACUUAACAAACCCUCCUCAGCACUCUCUACAGUGAUUACCACCUCAUCAGUGAUGACUUUAACAACCCCUAUCGGCAAUAACAACAC
Molecule: messenger RNA, 972 nt
Organism: Engraulis encrasicolus (European anchovy)
Lineage: Eukaryota; Metazoa; Chordata; Actinopteri; Clupeiformes; Engraulidae
Product: protein Mis18-alpha-like
Exons: 6
Coding region: 163-777 (204 amino acids)
Biological process (GO): CENP-A containing chromatin assembly; chromosome segregation
Cellular component (GO): chromosome, centromeric region; chromatin; nucleus
Source: RefSeq, a predicted model, not a curated record